This is a messenger RNA of Dendrobium catenatum, 2923 nucleotides long. Its product is annotated as S-linalool synthase. Lineage: Eukaryota; Viridiplantae; Streptophyta; Magnoliopsida; Asparagales; Orchidaceae. Gene Ontology annotation, biological process: diterpenoid biosynthetic process. The transcript has 11 exons. The coding region runs from base 48 to 2597 and encodes 849 amino acids. The record is from RefSeq and is a predicted model, not a curated record. Gene Ontology annotation, molecular function: terpene synthase activity; magnesium ion binding.
GCAAGCAUUCUUCUGUGGAUUGUGGUAAGAUAGUCACCUAGAUACUAAUGGAGCAGUCAUUGUGGUUCGAGGAAGCCAUCGAGAGGAUGAAGGAGAAGCUCUUCUCUCCAUCAGCCGACCUGUAUGCCUUCGUACCAGUAUCUGCAUAUGAAACGGCAUGGGUCGCCAUGGUGCCAGACCCAGAUGACCCAACCCACCCGAUGUUCCCGGAGUAUUUGACCUGGAUUCUACGCAACCAAAAUGAUCUGGGCUUCUGGUUUGAUCAACAACAUGGUAUUAAUAUUGAUUAUCAUGAGCAUAUAAAUUAUAAGCAUCAAUGGAGCAAUGAUGAUCUUUUGGCCACUCUUGCUUGCUUAAUUGCUCUAAAGACUUGGGAUAGCAUUGGUUUCUCUCACAAAAUAAACAAAGGAUUAAAAUUUCUCCAAGGCUGCAUGGAGAAGGAAUUGAUAAAUAUGAGAAAUAGCAAUGAUGAUGGUGAUGAAGCUGGGCAUGCUCUUCUUCAUAGGUGGUUUUUGAUGGCUAAGCUUGCAAAAGCAAAAGGCUUGAAAGUCUUUCCUACUGAACAGAGCAACAAUGGAGUUUUUUAUGACUUUCAAUUGAAUGGAAUAAAGCUUGAAAAAGAAGAGGCUGAUGAGAGAGUUCUGAUGAGAGAGAUCGCAUUUAAAAACCGCAGCUCGGCACUACUCUGUCGAUCACCAUCGGUGACCGCUUGUGCUUACAUGAUUACUGGAAACCAGACUUACAAAACUUAUCUUGAACACUUGCUUGCCGAUUGCCAACAUGGAGUUCCUCCAAUAUACUUAGAGGACAAAGAUGUUAUAAAGCUUUGUGUGGUUGAUCACUUGGAGAGGCUUGGAUGUGCAGAGCAUUUCUCCGAAGAAAUCAGUAAUGUCAUGGAUCACCUACAUAGAAAAUGGAUUGCAGAAGAAUCAAAAGUCCCACAGAAAGAUGAUGAUGCGUUUCAAAUAUACAAAGACUCCUUAGCUUUUCGACUAUUAAGGAUGCAUGGCUAUCAAGUUUCUCCAAGGAGAUUUUGUUGGUUCAUUGAUGAUGAGAAAAAUCUAUCAUAUAUGAAAGAUAAUUAUGCCUUCUUUUUAAGCCCCAUGCUUAGUAUUUACAAAGCAUCACAUAUUGCAUUUCCUGAGGAUUAUGAACUUGAUAAGGCUGGAGCAUUCUCUCGACAAAUCUUGCAGAUGGGAAUCUUGAGCAUGAAAUCUGAGAAUGAAUCUAAUACUUUAGCUAGAUCAACUAAAUUUGAACAAGAGAUUGAGCAUGAGUUGGGGCUUAAAUGGCUAGCUCGAAUGGAUCAUUUGGAGCACAGGUUGUACAUUGAAAGAGGAGGGAUCUAUCACUUUUGGAUUGGAAAGAAUGCUCCAUGCUGCAUCUUAAGAAAUGAUGAUCUCCUCCAACUUGCCACUAAUAAUUUUAUGAUGAGACAAUUGGUGUACAGGAAGGAGCUCAAUGAGUUGCAUAGGUGGUCCAAACAUACUGGCCUCUUCACGAUGGGAUUUGGUAGGGAGAAGACAACGUAUUGCUAUUUUGCCAUUGCUUCAGCAAUUUGCCUUCCUCUCAACACAGAGUCAAGAAAGGAAGCAGCCAAAUGUGCAACUUUUUUUACAGUUGCAGAUGAUUUCUUUGAUGAGAAAGGCUCAUUACAUGAUUUAUCCAUACUAACAGAUUCAUUGCAAAGAUGGGAGGGAAAAGCUCUAACAAGCCAUAGUAAAAUUAUUUUCACCGUCCUCAAUGAUCUAGUUCAUGAUAUUUCUGUGAAGUCCUUCAAGCAACAUGGUCAUAAUGUGAAGAAAAUUCUACAAGAUGCUUGGAAAGAUAUAUUCAUAUCAUGGCUAAAAGAAGUAGAGUGGAGCAAAAAUUCUCAUUAUCCAUCAAUUGAUGAGUAUAUUGAAAAUGCAAAGACUUCGGUUGCUGUUGAAAUGAUUCUUCUUCCAAAAUGUUAUUUGACAAAGCCAAAAGUCUCCCUUCAAGAGAGUUCUUGGAAUUUUAGAAGUGCUAUAAUUACCAAAUCUCUUGAGGUUUUAUGCCGCUUAUUGAAUGACUUAGAGAGCUACGAGAGAGAAGCUAAAGCUGGAGAACCAAAUAUAGUUCUCUUACACCUGAUGCAGAAUCCAAAAGCCAAAAUUGAUGAUGUCGUUGCUAUCAUAAAGAACACUUUGAAAAUGAAGGAAAAAGAAUUUCUUCAAUUGGUGAUGUCCAAGGAUUCUGAGUCUGAUAUGCCUACAGAGUGGAAAAUGAUGCAUCUAUCAUGCUUAAAGAUUUUCCAGAUGUUCUACAACUCUGAGAACUCAUUUGACUCGCCAACUGCACUGCUUGACAAUAUUAACAAGGCUAUCUAUGAACCAUUAUUGGUGAAGAAAACAAUAAGCCAACCUGCAGAUUUUAUUAUCAAGGAAUUAAAAAAGAUAAAUACUAAAGCUCCAUACACAAAAGUGAAGCUUAGCAGAGCUAGCAACAAACAUACACUAUUAUCAAUUGAUUCAAACAAAUGGCUAUAUCCAAGAGCCAAAAAACAAUUUCACAAACUAUCUUUUGCUUGUUCUUUCAGGGCAUACAAUACUGCAAUCAACAAAUGUUUGCUUUAAAAGUAAUAGCUAUGGGAGCAUAUUUUGAAGCUAGAGCAAAUGAAGGGAGAAAGAAGACAAGUAGCUAUGCACUGUAUAUUCACAUUAUUAUUGUGCUAUGUUUGUAUCUCUCUUUGGCAAUUGAUUACCUUAUUGUUUAAUCUUCCAUUUUCUCUAGAUUACUAGAGUUACAUAGCUCAAAAAAUGUUCCCUACAAUGUUCAUGAAAUAUUCCUAUCGUGGUAUCAAAGAAGGGGAAAAAAAUAUAAAAUUUGGAUCAAAUAAGAGCCUGAUCAUAUUUUAGUUAUGUACUUAUGUUGUCUCAAUGAAAAUUUUGAUUUUUUUUAA